Molecule: messenger RNA, 294 nt
Organism: Miscanthus lutarioriparius
Lineage: Eukaryota; Viridiplantae; Streptophyta; Magnoliopsida; Poales; Poaceae
Source: the annotation of a GenBank genome assembly
AUGCCGAGCAGGGACGUCGUGGGCCCGUGGGACCGGGACCCCAGCAUCGCCGUGCUCGCGGUGGCUGUCUGCAGGACGCAGGGGGGAGUGGUGCUCAGGAUACAGAAGCCGGUGGAGCGCUUUGUGGGCGGCCGCAUGAUUGUGGAGGUGAUGGCGCUGAUGGAGGGCCUCGACGCCGCCCUGGGGUUGGGCAUCCGCAGUGUCACCGUCGUCAUUGGUUACCGCCCGCUCUACAACCAUGUAUGCCAUGACAACUCUUUACCUCUCCACCUUCACCUAUUUUAUGCUAGUUGA